This is a messenger RNA of Neopelma chrysocephalum (saffron-crested tyrant-manakin), 6594 nucleotides long. It is a transcript of the gene CD109, whose product is annotated as CD109 molecule. Gene Ontology annotation, molecular function: endopeptidase inhibitor activity. Lineage: Eukaryota; Metazoa; Chordata; Aves; Passeriformes; Pipridae. The transcript has 33 exons. The record is from RefSeq and is a predicted model, not a curated record. Gene Ontology annotation, cellular component: extracellular region. Bases 94 to 4437 code for a protein of 1447 amino acids.
CCGCGAAGGCGCCUCCCGCCCGGCCACAGACACAGCCCCGGCCCUGGCCCUGCGCACAGCGGCGGAUCCCUCGGGCAGCGUGCACGGAGAGCCAUGGCGCGGUGCCGCGGCGAUGUCCGCUUCCUCCUCCUCCUCCUCCUCCUCUGCAGCGCCGCGGCAGCCGGACCUACGUUCCUUGUGGCAGUUCCCUGGAACAUCAGGCCUGGAGCAAACCUGACUAUUGGGGUAGCUCUGCUGCCGGACAGCCCAGCGCAGGUCACCGUAAGGGGAGAAGUGAUCAGAGAUAACGAGACCAUCUUGAGCAGGGAAAUGGUCUUUGAGAAAGAUUCCUUUGGGACUCUUGUUCUUCCAGUACUGCCUUUGAACAGUGCUUCUGGGAAUUAUGAAUUACUGGUGGAAGGCCGUGCUGAUGGCCGGCACAUCUUCUCUAACCGUACCAGCUUGAUGUACAUGUCAAAGAGCAUCUCCGUAUUCAUCCAGACUGAUAAAUCUAUGUACAAACCAGGACAAAAUGUGCUGUUUCGGAUUGUUACUGUGUAUCCUGAUCUAAAACCUUACAAAGUACCUCUAAAUAUAUUUAUCCGAGACCCUCGGAAGAAGUUGAUUCAGCAGUGGUUGAUGGAGGAAGGUGAUUUGGGUGUACUUUCCAAAAAAUUUCAGUUAUCAAUGAACCCUCCCCUAGGAGACUGGUCCAUAGAGGUGGAAGUGAACGGUCAAGUUCAUUAUCAAAGAUUUAAAGUGAUGGAAUAUGUUUUACCAAAAUUUGAUGUCAUGAUAACAACACCAUUAUACUACUCUCUGAGAGAUGAAGAUGUAACUGGUGUUGUCACUGCCAAGUACACAUAUGGAAAGCCAGUAAAAGGAACUGUAACAGUCACAUGCCUUUCUGUCUCUUACUGGACAAACAAAAGAAAUAUAACAACAACAAUGGAGAUAAACGGAUCUGUGAAUGUAACCUGUAACAAACUUAUGUUGCAAAACUUGAAUGCUGAACAGUCGUGGCACCAAGGUGAUAGUGAUUACACAGAGCCAAUAGAAAUGAUUGCGGUGGUCACUGAGUCACUCACAGGAAUUUCCCAAAAUUCAAGUACCAUCAUAUUUCCGAAACAAAGUGAUUAUUUUAUUGAAUUUCUGGACUACUCUAGAGUUAUAAAACCUUCUCUGAACUUCAUAGCUACUCUAAAGGUGUCACGUUCUGAUAGCAACCAGCUUACAGCUGAAGAGAGACAAAAUUUUGUAACAGUCACUGCACAACAGUCAGAUCUGCUUUUUCACCACUCUUCACUUUCUCACCUUGAAAAUGAGGCAACAGAGGAAAGAAAUUUGACAGUCCAUGUCCUGAAUUACACAGUCCCAGAAAAUGGAAUAAUUGAUAUUGAGUUUCCAAUCCUGUAUGAUACAAAAACUCUGAGAGUUCAGGCAGAGUUCCUCAGCAGUAGGACGGACAUAGGUGUUUAUGAUGUGUUCAGCUCCCCCAGCCAGACUUACCUCCAGGUUAAAACAAAGAGCCAGGAUAUAAAGGUUGGGAAGCCUUUUGAACUGAGCGUUGCAAGCAACAAGCCAGUGAGAGAGUUCCACUAUCUGGUAUUAUCUAAGGAACAAAUUAUGGGUUUUGGCACGAAGUCUGCAAAAACAUUUACUUUAACAGCAGAAAAUUCCUGGGCUCCUUUGGCAUCUAUACUUGUAUUCUAUGUUGAUGAGCUUGGAGUAGUUGUAAAUGAUGCUCUCACUGUCCCCAUCCAGCCUGUUUUGGAUGACAAGAUUAAAAUCUCUUGGAGCAAAGAUAAGGUCAAGCCAUCCGAGAAAGUCUCCCUUAAAAUCAGUACAACAGAACCAGGAUCAGUAAUUGGACUUGCAGUUGUUGAUAAAAGUACAAAGCUUCUAGGAGAAAGUAGUGACCUAACAGAAGAUGCUGUCCUCCAUGAGCUCAAUUUAUACAGCACAGUGCAGUAUUUUCCCCUGGUCAGAGGUUCUUUUGGUGUAUUUCAGAAAUGCAGCCUUUGGGUAUCAACUGAUGCAAUUCUUGAGGAAGAUAAGGAACAUUUUCUUUAUGGUGGAAUGAUACCCAUAGAAGAUGGUUUUGGUGAUGAUAUGCCAGUAUCUAAAAAUGGACCUCCUGAUUUCAGCAAUCUCUAUGUGAGGACACAUUUUCCAGAGACUUGGCUUUGGAUCGACACUAAAACUAGAUCUGACACAGAAACCACAAUGGAAGUCAUUGUACCUGAUACCAUCACAUCCUGGGUUGCCAGUGCUUUUGUGAUGUCUGAAAACAGUGGGCUUGGAGUGACAACUGCUCCAGUGGAGCUAGAAGCUUUUCAACCUUUUUUCAUUUUCCUGAACCUUCCAUACUCCAUCAUCAGAGGAGAGCAGUUCAUUUUGGAAGUGAACAUCUUUAAUUAUUUGAAAGAAGAAGCUGAGGUUACUGUGAUCCUGGAUAUGAAUGAUGCUUUUGAAAUUAUUCUAACAUCAAAUGAAAUAAAUGCUACAGAAAAUCGACAGUCUAUAUCUGUACCAAGUGAAGAUGGCAAAACUGUUCAAUUCCCAAUCAAGCCGAAACAGCUGGGAGAGAUUCCCAUCAAAGUGACAGCAAUAUCAUCUGCUGCUUCUGAUGCUAUCAUUCAGAAAGUUUUAGUAAAGGCUGAAGGACUGGAACAGACAUAUUCUCAGACAGUUCUUUUGGAUUUGACUGGGAAUAAGCGACAAUCAGUGUCAAAAGCUUUGGAUUUCACUUUUCCUUCUGACGUUGUAAGUGACAGUGAGAGAGUACAGAUCACUGCUGUUGGUGAUUUACUUGGGCCUUCUAUCAACGGUUUGUCAUCAUUGAUUAAGAUGCCUUAUGGCUGCGGUGAACAGAAUAUGAUCAACUUUGCUCCGAAUGUUUAUGUUUUGCAAUACCUGACUAAAACCAGGCAGCUGAGAGAGGAUAUUAGAUCAAAAGCUGUAUCAUUUAUGAGAAAAGGCUACCAAAGAGAGCUGCUUUUCCAGAGGGAUGAUGGCUCUUUUAGUGCCUUUGGAAAUGAAGAUCCCUCUGGGAGCACAUGGUUAUCAGCUUUUGUAUUAAGAUGUUUCCUUCAAGCUCGUCCGUUCAUAGAUAUUGAUGAAGAUGUGCUCAUGGAUACAGCUAAAUGGAUUGUCCGUCAUCAGAAAUUAAAUGGAGAGUUUCAUGAGCCUGGGAAAGUGUUACACAGUGAUCUUCAAGGAGGCACCAAUAAUCCAAUUACUCUCACAGCUUACAUCAUGUCAUCCCUCCUAGGGUUCCCAGAUAAACAGCAUGCUUAUGCCAUCAAGACUGCUACAAACUUUCUAGAAGAUAAAUUAGAAGAAGGUAUUUCAGAUAAUUACACUUUGGCACUUGUGACGUAUGCAUUGUCCUGGGCAAAAAGUACAAAAGCAAAGGAAGCACUGAAUAUGCUGAACGAGAGAGCAGAACACCAAGGUGAAUUUCGUUUCUGGAUAACACCUGCUUCUGAAAUUUCUGACUCAUGGCAGCCACGGUCCAUUGAUAUUGAACUUGCAGCAUAUGCUCUGCUCUCUCACUUUCAUCAAGACAGAUUAGCAGAGGGGAUCCCUAUUAUGAAAUGGUUAAGUCAUCAAAGAAAUCACCUUGGGGGAUUUUCAUCUACUCAGGACACAGUGGUGGCUCUGCAAGCCUUGAGUCUAUUUGCAGCUCUCACUACUGCAGGCAAAACAGAAAUGGAUAUAACAGUGACAGCACCUUCUUUGGAAAUACCAGAAACAUUUUCAAUUGAUACUCAAAACCGUUUUCUGCUUCAGAGCAAGGAGAUUGCCCCUGCACAAUCAAUGACACUUACAGUGUCAGCAGAAGGAAUGGGAUUUGCUGUCUUUCAGCUCAAUGUUAUGUACAACACAAAACACACUGAUCAGAGGCUCCGAUAUGUCCAAAAGCAAGAAGCCUUUGACUUGAAUGUUGAUGUAAAGGAUGACAAAGAUGAUAAAAACCAUUUGACCUUGAAUGUGUGCACAAGGUACUUUGGUUCAGGCACAGCUUCCCGUAGUGGUAUGGUCCUCAUGGAGGUUGGCUUACUCAGUGGUUUCUCUGUGUCACCAGAUUUUGUUCCAUUAGACAAUACAGUUAAGAAGAUGGAAAAAGACAAUGGAAAAGUCAACCUAUACUUAGACUCUCUAAAUGCAACACAGGUUUGUGUGGAUAUUCCAUCUACAAGAGACUUCAAAGUGGCAAAUAUCCAAGAUGCUUCAGUGACUGUGGUGGAUUACUAUGAACCUAGGAGAAGAGCAGUGAGGAGCUACAACUCAGAAGUAAUGCAAAGUAUAACCUCUUGUGACUUCUGUGAAAGGGAUUGCAGUCUUUGCCACCGAGAUGGUUCUCCAGCCUUGCUUCAGCACUCUUCGUUGGCCUCCUUGUUCUGUGUGCUGUUUGUCCUUCAUGCAAACUUGCUGUGCAGUUGGGUGCUGUAAAAGGAAACAGAUUGUUUCACAUCUAAGGUUUCCAUAAAUUAUCCAAAGAAAAUUUUAUGUUCAGAUACCAGCCCAUCUUCAGUGAUUACUGUGACCAAACUCCUGCUGUGUUCAGGGAGAACUGGGCUGGCCCAUAUGGUAAAUUUCUGGCUGUGCCAGAAAACUUCUUUAAAUGUCUGCUGGAAAAACUUUCCAAGUGUUAGUUUCAUACUGAAGUUAUUUUCUGAAGGAGCACAGAGUUACUGAGAAAGCAGACUAAGAAAAAAUAAACUUAGCUCCAUAUUCCCACUUCGAUUUUACCCCAGCUUUCAACUUGUUUGUUAGGGGUGUAUGGUAGUUUACUUUGCUUUUCUGAAACACUAUCUGCUUCUCCAUUGGAGUGUUGAUAAGCAGAGCAAUGGGAGCUUGGUAUCAGAACUCACUUUGUUCUGUUCUGAAGAUAUGACACUUAAUACUGAAUUUCACUGUGUGCUCUAAUAGGGAGUAAUAUGAAAAAAAAAGAAGCCAGCUUCAGAGCAGAUCCAAGAGCCAAAAAGUGCUGCAUUUACAAACUGCUGAAUGCUCCAGAAAGUUAUCAGUUUCCUUUUUUCUUUGUUUUAUCAUUACAGAGAAGGUAGGCAGAUUUUUUGCCAAUUCAUAAGCUAAUCAUGCUUGAAAAUAAGGGCUCAGGAUGUUCUCAUGCAUUUUACUCUGGAAGGGUUUUACUGUAAAUACAUCAAAGAUACAGUCUGUGUUACAGACUUCAUUUUUCCAGAAUUAUUCAAAACCAAACCUAAUUGUCUUUUCAUAUGAGAAUGCUGGUGUCAGCUGGUGUAUAUUUAUGGCCAACUGGAGUAAGGUUACCUUGAACCUUUUCUGGUUUUGGGAAGUCUUCUAGUAAUGUCACUCUGGGGCAUCACUUUUGUCUUGCAUUUGCAAUGUCAUCUUGUCAACAAUUUAAGGGGGAUGACCUCAAACAGCUGUUUACAGCUCUCAGUGCCAUGUGAGUUGGUGGCCCUGGAUGCCAUCUGCGCACCCUGCUGUUGGUUGGUGGAAGAGGCUUUUAGGAGGCAUGGACUGCACAUGUAUUCAGUCCAGCGAAACGACACACAAGCUUGCUUAACUUUAAGUACAUCCUUGUAUGCUUAAGUGCUUUGCUUAAGUGGGAUGGAGGAGAAGGAUGGGAAAAAGCAGCAGGCACUUUUACACCUAAACCUGCUUUUCACACGUGGGGAGAAUUAAAGAUCUGUACGAAUGUGCAAAUGUGGGCUUCAGAGCUUAUUGCUACUGAGUGAGUGUAUGAGAGUGUUCCUUGUCUGGCAGCCAAUUUAUCCUUCUUGAACACUGCCUGUGACAUCUAAUGCUUAUUUCUUUUUAGUAAGAAAGCCAAGCUGAUAACACUCAUAGUUACUAAAAUGAAGUUAAUAGCUGUAUGCCACCUAAGAGAGGUAGAAAUUAUGAGGCUAUCGAUUCCCUUUCUUUCAUAUCUUUUUGAGACGGAGUGUGUAUUUGUGCACAUGUAAUAAUAUGGCAGUCACUUUCCUUGAGUAAUUUUUAUUCAAAUUUUGCUGCUGCUUAAAAUGUAUGGGUUUGUAUUUAUGCUCAUCUAUACUGUUGUUCACAACGGAAAUUUUGUGUAGUAGCAUGGGAAGAGGCCUAAACUUCGUGAACUGGGAGUGCCUUCUAAUACUGAUGUAUAGGGUUUUAACUGCAGAACUAGUUUAGAUGGGGUUAUUUGUUUUACUUCAGCUAUAUUUAGAAUUUAUAAUGUUUUUCACAAAUUUGGGGUUCUGUUCUGUUUCUCUGGCAGAGCUUAAGCCUGGUUCUUUGCAGUCAGUUCACUCUUUUCACUUGUCCUUGGUGCACUUUGGAUCUAGCCCCUUGAAUAGUUAAAUAGUGCCUUAACAGAGUGCCUGUGCUGCUCUGACCCACAUUAAGUAAUACUGUAUUUAUUGAAACUGCUUAGUUAGUAGGAUGCAUGGUCUGACCCUCUGUAAGCCAUGCCCUUGGUUACAUGGGUCCAAAGCUACAAGAAACCAAGACACAAACUGAAACACAUCUCUGCAUCACAAAUUCUUUACUCAUUUAUGGGAGCAUAGGUUGAAUUGUGCCGAGUGUAAGAUUUGGAAAACAUGCACUCUCUAAACUGGGAUGUGUUUUGCUGUGGGUUUGAUUUCU